AUGAAAAUCCUUGAUCAUAUUGAGGAUGCUACACAGUUACCAACUCCUAGAUUGAACUUCUUCACUUGGUCCACAAUAUGGAGAGUCCCCACUGUCAGAUUACUUACCAAUAUCGUGAACAAUGAUGAAAAUUGGGAGCUUGAUAAUUCAGACAUUGUUUACAAGUUAUUGAAAACCAGUGAUUAUUCGGUAGAAAAAACCGAAAGUCAAUUAUCAGGACAAGAAUUUGAAAUCAAUAAUUAUCCUGAAUGGUUAAUUUUAUUCCCCGAAGUGAACAUUUGGAAUAAAACUGAUUUAUACUUACAACAGAAACAAGGCGAGAAAUAUUAUUUGCCAAAACUAAAUCAUUUACUAUACCCAAGGUUUAAGAAUUUCAAUAAAACCAUUGCAACAAUUAGAAAAUUGAAAGGGUUGAACAUCCCACACCUUCAUAGCUUGACAAUUUUCUAUUAUGAUAAGUUGACCAAGCAUGAAAUUUGUCCAUCAUUGAUAGAUUUCGUUGGGGAUCUUCCUUCAAAUAUUUUGGUGAGAGUUCAUAUAAAAUCAAGAUCAUUAAAAAGACUUCCUACUAGAUCCAAUAAAUUGGAGAAAUGGCUAGAAAAUGAAUGGGACUCUAAGGAAAAAUUAUUGGAGUCUAUGGAGCGAAGCAUUGGUCAUUUUCUAUGA
Molecule: messenger RNA, 666 nt
Organism: Saccharomycopsis crataegensis
Lineage: Eukaryota; Fungi; Ascomycota; Saccharomycetes; Ascoideales; Saccharomycopsidaceae
Gene: MUM3
Product: Mum3p
Exons: 2
Coding region: 1-666 (221 amino acids)
Cellular component (GO): endomembrane system
Molecular function (GO): 1-acylglycerol-3-phosphate O-acyltransferase activity
Source: RefSeq, a predicted model, not a curated record